CGGCGCAUAGUUAUGACGACACAGUGGUGCGGGUGAAACGGUCCAGCGAGUUAAUAGUUGUUUGUAACUACUUGUUCAAAACAUUGCUUUAUUUCCGAAUUGCUGCUAGUUUUGAUAUAUGCCAAAGCAACAGAGGGCAGUAAAAUGUGGAUACUGACGCCCCAGCAGCCUGGAGAUGAGGCCUGCUAUCUCCUCCCGGGUAAAGAGUACGUGGUGGGCCGAAAGAAUUGUGACAUCCUUCUUCCGAGUGACCAGUCUAUCAGCAGGGCUCACGCUCACCUAAGUGCAACAGAGCAGACCCUGACUCUGAAAGACACCUCCAAGUAUGGUACAUUUGUCAACAACCAACAGAUUACAACACCAGUGAACCUGAAAUCAGGGGAUUUAGUGACUUUUGGGGUUUUUCAAAGCAAAUUCAGUGUGGUUCAUCUGCAGCCAGUCGUGUGUUCAUCGUGUUUGGACAACGCAGGCCAAGCAUCGCUCUCUCAGGCCGUGCUAGCUUUGGGUGGUAAGCUGGUCAGCAGCUGGUCUCAGGACUGCACCCACCUGGUUAUGUCUUCUAUUAAAGUCACCAUUAAGACCAUUUCUGCUCUGCUGUGCUGCUGUCCCAUCGUGAAGCCAGAGUUUUUCUCAGAGCUCAGCAGAGCUGUUCAGCAGAAGUUACCGCCUCCUAAAGCCGAGAGCUUCAUUCCUGAGAUCGAUGAGCCCAGCUUGAAUAAAGACAAUGUUAAUCUUGGAGCGGUUCCACUUCGCAAACAGCUUUUCAGUGGACGGACCUUUAUUUUCCUCAGCGCCAAACAGCUGAAGCGCCUUCGUGCGGCAGUGAGUUUUGGAGGUGGCAGGAGUCAGCUGCUGGAGGAGGGCAGCCUGCCCCGUGACCUGCUGGAGUCUCCGUUGAGCUGUGUGGUCGAUUUUACAACAGGUGCCUCCCAAACACUGCUGUCUCCCUCCGCAACAGAGUGGGCAAACUCUGUGAAGAGCAUCGUUGAAAGAAAAGGCCUUCGAGUCAUCACAGAGUCUGAAAUCGGUCUGGCUGCCAUCUAUGCUUCCUGUGAAAAAUACUGCAAUCCCUCAAGCUCAGAUUCAGACUCUGUACCAAAAGUGACACCCAGAAUCCCGAGCGCCUCGCUGUCACAGAGCGUAGCUGUGGAUGAGACCGUGUUACCCGCAGCAUCGCAGAACAUCACGGCGUAUGCAGCGAACACAGAGACAUCACAGAGGAUGCGGGUUUGUGAGGUCACCGGGGUGACAUCGGUAGGGGAGACGCCUGAGAAGAAGCCGCACCAGUACGCCAGUCAGCUCCGUGGAUCCAGCCUCGUGGCUCAGAAAACGACCACUCAGUGUGUUGUGGAUGAAACAGUGAGCUCAUCGUUCACCGCUGCAGCAAACGCAGAGUCACAGAAGAAGAAGUCUGAAUCCAAGCUAGCAGGUGAAGACGGUUUUGACAUCAGACCACAGCCAUCAACUCCUAAGACUAACAGUGGCACCAAGACUUUCCCUCCGAAGCAGUCUCCUCAGAAACCAAAAAUCUCUUCACAAGCUUCUCCGCAGAAACAGUCGACUCUGACCACUUUCUUUCAGCCAGCCAGCAAGAAAAGGCAUUUGGAGGACGAGCCCUCGGCUGUCACGUCAGACCCAAAGCGACCUGCACUAGAAUCAUCCGUCACUGCUCGGGCACCACACACCUCAGCCACGUCUGAGGAAAUCCCCUCACACAGAGGCCGUGCUACUGUGUCCCAGACUCCACUCGGAUCAGGAGCUGAUUUGUUCACAGGACGGUCAGAGGCUCGCUCAGAGGAACCACGGAGUAGAAAGAGGAAGGAGAUGGAAGAUGUGAUACAGAUGGAGGAACUGGAGUCCAUUAUGUCUGAAGAUAUGGACUGCUUUGAUGAGCAACCCUCAAUUAAUAAAGGCCAGCAAGCCAAACAUGAGCACAGUUCAGCUAAACAGAAACAAGUUUUAAAUAGUGCGGAGUUUUCGAGCAAGAGGCAACGGGUCCACCUAGAGAAAAAUGGGAUAACCAAUCAAAGGCCACAGGCGGGCGCAGAGAAAGAAUCGAGUUUGGAGAAGAACAGCCAGCGAUCUGAACAGCACACUGUCCGUAUUAAGACAGAGCCAGCUGACCCAGCUGACUACACGACGGCUAAUCAUGGGUCGAGUAAACCAGAAGAAAUGUCAUCAGCUAGUACAAGUAAAGAUGUGAUUCCUUUUGAAGAAGAUGAUGUGUCCUUCAUUGAGGAUUUAGAACUACUCAAUGCAGAUAUUCCUCAGCCUAAAGAAGAGACUAAAAGCCCUCUGAAACCAGUUGUGAUCAAACAGGAGGUCCAAGAGUCAAAGAUCGAUGAAGACCUUCCAAAGAAGCUGCUGUUGGUGGAGUUUAAAUCUCUCACCGUGGCAGCUCCUCCCAAAGCCAAGCAAAAUCAGACGCAGGGCAACGGCCUCAUAAAGAACUUCAAAUGUUUCCGCAAGAAUCGUGUGCCGGGCUCGGAGGGCUUUCAUCACAUUAUUGGAGGAUCUGAUCUGCUGGUUCACAACCGGGGCAAGAACUCUGAUCUGGAUGAAUGGCUGAAAGAUGCAGCUGAGGAGGAGCAACAGAGCAGGAGGGACGAGACCAUAGGAGAUGAUCUCUUUAGGUACAACCCCACCAAACUAAGCAAGAGAAGAUGAAAUGCCUUCUUUUCAACAUCCUCCAGAAUGGAUUCAUUUCAGAGGUACAGGAAGUAUCAGCCCUGUGUGGAAGGACUCCAGAAAUAACUUCAUGCAUCACUUUAUGUUUGUAAUUCAUUUGUAAUUCAUUGUUUGGCUGCUGUUCCUGUUCUGUUUUUUUUUGUUUGUUUGGUUUUUUUUAGGCUCGUCUAAUUAAGCCACUGACAGCAAGCAAUGUAACCAAAAAAAUAGUCGCAUGUUCAGAGAUUUUUUUUCCACAGUUUUUAUUUGUCAAUAAUAAAAAACAUGGCAUACAAAACAUUAAAAAUGUUUCAGCUGUACAAGAGAGCUUCAAAACUCUACAUGCUAAAAGCAGAUUUUCCUUCUACAGUAGAAACUCCAGAGGGAUUCAAGUGUUACCGUUUCUUAAGCGAUCUCUAGAGAGCCGACCUUGCAGGCACUUUACCAGAUCUGAGACUGUUCAGAUAAAGAGUCCUCAUGCCAAGCAUCUGUUGGCCUUUCUGUGCAGAUAGCUAAAGCUCACCUGCCCCCCACAUAAUCACAGAUAGUGUGGCUUAUAAGUUGAGGGUUAAUUUGGCAUUCAGCAUUAAUUGUGCAAUAACAAAGUCUUUUUUUUUUUUAAAUGGGCUACAGUGUGGCAAAAGUAGUCAGGAGACUGCCUUCAAACACAAUUUGAAAUAACAAUAAGGUAACAUAGCUUAAGUUUUUGAUUCCUAAGUUAUCUUGUGAAAUCUGUACAAGUAUGAACAGAAAAUAUAAAUAAUCUUGUUGCUUUAGAAGCUAUGAUCUGGUGUGUCUUACCUUGAUGUAACAGCCUCAUAUUUUUCUCUUUAAGUAAAGACAGUAAUCUUCAUUUUUGAGUCAUUCAGCCCCCUGUGUCGUCCUUAAAUUCACUCUUCUCGCGUUUCGUAGCACUUUACUGUCUGUUUGCUCAGCAGCUGCUGCUAGGCAAAAGUUCAUGCCUGCAUGCAUAUAUUUAAUAUUUAUAUCAAAACAGUAGUCCAAGUACGUGAAAAUAACUCAAGGUAUAACUCAGGUGGAACACAAGUAUACACAUUUUCACUAGUUAACUGUUAUAUGAGUGUUUAAACAGCACUGCUUUAAUCUAUUCUGUUAGUGGGAAAAGUAAUAUGACUACAUUACAUCUUAUUUAGUAAUGCAUUGCCCCCGACUUAUUUUUGUACUGAAUGGGGGGAAGAAAAAAAAAAAGAUCAAAACUUCACAUUACAUCACAGUAAAGAAAGCAAGAGCUGUGCGUGAGCGGCAAAAAAAUAAUUAUUCAUGCACA
Messenger RNA from Oreochromis niloticus (Nile tilapia), 3955 nucleotides. RefSeq names its product nibrin (gene nbn). The transcript is spliced from 17 exons. Gene Ontology annotation, molecular function: damaged DNA binding; protein binding. The record is from RefSeq and is a predicted model, not a curated record. Lineage: Eukaryota; Metazoa; Chordata; Actinopteri; Cichliformes; Cichlidae. Gene Ontology annotation, cellular component: nucleus; Mre11 complex. Bases 145 to 2667 code for a protein of 840 amino acids. Gene Ontology annotation, biological process: telomere maintenance; double-strand break repair via homologous recombination; mitotic G2 DNA damage checkpoint signaling.